Molecule: messenger RNA, 948 nt
Organism: Gracilinanus agilis (Agile Gracile Mouse Opossum)
Lineage: Eukaryota; Metazoa; Chordata; Mammalia; Didelphimorphia; Didelphidae
Gene: C4H1orf52
Product: chromosome 4 C1orf52 homolog
Exons: 3
Coding region: 1-573 (190 amino acids)
Source: RefSeq, a predicted model, not a curated record
AUGGCCGCUGAGGAGAAAGACCCGCUCGGCUAUUUCGCCGCCUACGGCAGCGGCAGCAGCAGCAGCUCGGGCUCAUCGUCGUCCUCGGAGGACGGCAGCGAGCCCGAGGAGGCUGGCCGCGAGUCCCGGGAGUCCUCCAGGCCGGCCCCCAGCGGCGGCAGCAGCGGCGCGUCUGAGAGAAAGCUGCUGCCCAAACCGGACGAGCUGUUCCGCAGCGUGUCCCGGCCGGCUUUCCUCUACAACCCGCUAAACAAGCAGAUCGACUGGGAGCGCCACGUCCGGAAGGCACCCGAGGAGCCUCCCAAGGAAUUCAGAGUAUGGAAGACGAACGCGGUGCCCCCUCCUGAGACCUACGGUGUCAAGGAAAAGAAGCCCCCGCCGCCUCCCGAGCUGGAUAUGGCCAUCAAGUGGUCCAACAUCUAUGAGGACAACGGGGACGACGCUCCCCAGAACGCCAACAAAGUCAAGUUAUUACCAGAGGGGGAAGAGACCUUGGAGUCAGAUGAUGAAAAAGAUGAACCUACUUCUAAAAAACGUAAAGUGGAAAAUGAACAAGGAAAGAAGAAAAAGUAGGAAAGAGCACCUACUGGGAACAUUGGAAUGGGAAAUGUGCUGUUUGAAAAUCAACAGAUUUGGAAUUUUCAGAAUUUCCAUAAAGCAUCUUCCCUUUUGGAAAGCACACAAGUUAGUCCAACAGUAGAAACUUUCCACUGAAGAAUUAAAGUUUCAUUGAAAACUCAUAAUUAUUGCAAAUAUUGUGACUUUGUGAUUGUGGAAAUUAUCAUUAUUGGUGGAAACACUGGGGCCUUCACAAAAUUAGUGACUUGCUCUGAGAACUUUAUUAUUUGUUGACUUGCCAUUGUUUUUUGGAUCCUUUUAUAACAGAAUGUAUUUUAAAAGUAAGUAUAUUGUAUAUGUACUGUGAACUGAUGAGGUGCUUUUCCAAAA